Plectropomus leopardus (leopard coralgrouper) is the source of this 3929-nucleotide messenger RNA. It is a transcript of the gene rnf19a, whose product is annotated as ring finger protein 19A, RBR E3 ubiquitin protein ligase. Gene Ontology annotation, molecular function: zinc ion binding; ubiquitin-protein transferase activity. The record is from RefSeq and is a predicted model, not a curated record. NCBI's taxonomy places the organism in Eukaryota, Metazoa, Chordata, Actinopteri, Perciformes, Serranidae. Gene Ontology annotation, biological process: protein ubiquitination.
AGCCAGACUCACUCGGGGAAUUUACGCUGGCUGUCCUGGGAAGUUUUCUGCAACUCAUUUUCAACUUACACCGUUAACUGAGAGAUGGGGACAGCGGUGUACACUCGUGUUGUCAAGUAAAAAGAGACGCGGUGGGAUUUAAACGGUUGGUGCUCAACAUCUGAACAUCUACAUCUCAUCUCUGUGCUUCAAACUAAGGACAGAGCCCACCACAGACUUACAGACCUCCUGUACCAGCAUCCAGCCACUAUGUCCUAGCUAACCGCGGCUCAGCCCCCUCCCCUGACCAUCCUUUCCCUCUCUCCAUCCUCCUCCCUCUCCCAGUCCUUCAUCUCUUCACCUGAUGUGGUGAUUUCUGGUCGUACCCCAGCAGCGCUCCUUCUGGCGUGAUGAGCAGCCUGCACCAGCAGCAUCAUGGCAGCACAGGCUCAGAGCGAGAUCUUCACUCUGCCGCCUCCUCUGUCAGCCUCCCUUCAGUUAGAAAGCCCCCCAAAAAGCGGCGUCUGUCCCUCCACUCACUCUUCGGUCGUCGACGGCGGCCUGACCGCGACCCCAAGCGCAAAUCCAGGCCUCUGCAAAGUGCAGUUGGAGUGGACGGCAUUGUCAGCACAGAAAGCGUCCAGUCGGAAACUGUGCACGAUAAAACGUCUGCUCACUCUGCACCCGGUGUAGCGUCAACUUCAUCAGUGUCAGGGUCAUCAGAGCUGCUGGAGUGCCCUCUGUGCCUACUGCGCCAUGCACGUGAGCGCUUCCCAGACAUCAUGACCUGUCACCACCGCUCCUGCGCAGACUGCCUGCGACAGUAUCUGCGCAUCGAGAUCUCAGAGUCUCGUGUCAACAUCUGCUGCCCCGAGUGCUCGGAGCGCUUCAAUCCCCAUGACAUCCAGAUGAUCCUGGGGGACCGAGCUCUCAUGGAGAAGUACGAAGAGUUCAUGCUUAGGAGGUGGCUGGUGGCGGAACCUGACUGCCGCUGGUGCCCGGCCCCCGACUGUGGUUACGCGGUCAUUGCGUUCGGCUGUGCCAGCUGCCCAAAGAUCACCUGUGGGCGUGAGGGCUGUGGGACAGAGUUCUGCUACCACUGCAAACAGCUGUGGCAUCCCAACCAGACAUGUGACACCGCACGGCAACAAAGGGCCCAAACCUUUCGGUUGAGAAGUUUCAGGUCCUCCUCCCUGAGCUACAGCCAAGAGAGCGGAGCUGCAGGUGAUGACAUCAAGCCAUGUCCUCGUUGUGCGGCCUACAUCAUCAAGAUGAAUGAUGGAAGCUGUAAUCAUAUGACCUGCGCUGUCUGCGGCUGCGAGUUUUGCUGGCUCUGCAUGAAGGAGAUCUCUGACCUGCACUAUUUAAGUCCGUCAGGCUGCACCUUCUGGGGGAAGAAGCCCUGGAGCAGAAAGAAGAAGAUCCUCUGGCAGCUCGGCACGUUGGUGGGCGCGCCCGUGGGCAUCGCCCUCAUAGCUGGCAUCGCCAUCCCUGCAAUGAUCAUUGGCAUCCCAGUCUAUGUGGGCAGAAAGAUCCAUAAUCGCUACGAAGGCAAGGACAUCUCUAAACACAAGAGGAACUUGGUGAUAGCUGGUGGCGUGACGCUGUCUGUUAUCGUGUCACCUGUGGUUGCAGCUGUCACUGUUGGCAUCGGUGUCCCCAUCAUGCUGGCUUACGUUUACGGAGUUGUCCCAAUCUCACUGUGCCGGAGUGGCGGCUGCGGGGUGUCUGCCGGCAAUGGCAAAGGAGUGCGGAUCGAGUUUGAUGACGAAAAUGACAACAUAGGAAGCGGGGCAGCAGCCACAGACACGACCUCGGUGGCUGAGACUCGGCUCAACAACCCCAGCCUUGGUGAUGGAGCGAGUGUCGGCGGCCUGACGGGCCUCAGCCUGAGUGUCAGCGGGAGCCACAUGGAGCGUUGCGGCAUGAGCUCCACUCAGCGAGACAACAUGAGCGACAACGCCAGCACCACGGCCCUCGCUGGGACCAGCAUCACAGGCAGCCUGUCUGGCAGCUGCUACAACAGGAUGGAGGUGCAGGCAGAUGUCCAGAAGGAGCGCUGCAGUCUGAGCGGGGAGUCGGCCACCGUCAGUCUCGGGACAAUCAGUGACAACGCGAGCACAAAAGCCAUGGCAGGAUCCAUCCUCAGUGCCUACAUGCCUCUGGAAAGAGACAACAGUCUGGAGGUUCAGGCAGACGUGGAGUCCAAACAGGAGAAGGUGAGGCACGGCAGCGCCAGCAGCAGCCUGGAUGAAGCCAGCUGUAGUAGCAGCACUGCUGGACUCAAAGGUGCUACUGGAGGUACGUGCACGUGUGCCUCCACCUGCUGCUGCGUGCAGCACGACAACCACUGCUGCCCGUCGUCCCCCUGGUCAAAGGAACCCUCCACUUCAGGGGGCAAGAAGAGCAAAGGAAAGCUUUGGAAAAGAGCAAGCAGCAGCAGCAGCAGCAAAGGAGACACAAAGAUAAACGAGACACGAGCAGAUAUGGAUCCUCAGCUCCUGGAACAGCGCAGCACCAACUCCUCUGAGUUUGAUUCUCCAUCUCUGAGCGGCAGCCUGCCCUCAGUGGCCGAUUCGCACUGUAGCCACUUCUCAUCAGAGCUCAGCUGCUCGGACCCUGAAACCUCAAGACCAGCUCAUCAGCUCUGCUCCGCCCCCACAGACCAUCACCAUCCCGCCACCACCUUCAACGACGUCACCAUCACGCCCAUGCCCGAGGUGGAGAACGACCGCCUGGAGCGUUACCCACCUCAGAGUAGCCAUGCAGCCUUCACCCACCACCGCCUGCUGUCGUCAUCUCCACCUGCUUCGCCAAAAGAGGGAAGCAGCGGGACGUUUCUGUACAUCAGUGAGGAGAGUGGAGGCGCCGACACAGAGCCAGAGAAGGACAGGAAAAUAAAGGAGAGUGUCAAAAACACUGCCGCACAGCCUGUUAGCCCAAAAAGGAACCGCUGUAUACAAACGGAUAUCUGACAGAACUGUUCUUUGGGCGUUAGCAGUGUCACACUGCUAGCUCAGUUAGCCUUAUCACCUAAUUUCACUCUUAAGUGGAGCGUCCCCCAAGUUUAUAACUUUUAAAUUUAAAUCUAAUUAUUUUCAUCUGCUGUAGAGGCAGGAAUAUUGUGUGAAUGUCAGUUUAUACAGAGAGGAUCGAGGUCUAAGUUGGAGAGAGAUCGGUGAAUAAAGUAACCAGUAAAGUCAAAGCAGAUCAGUGGGUUCUGUUGUUCAGCGACAGAAUAAGAAAGACACGUUGAAGCGUCGACUGCAGCAGCAAGUCCUUUAGCAGGUGGAGUUGAAUGUACAUGGGCAGGUUGUAAAGUAGGUCAUCGGGCAGAUCUGCAGAGUCUAAACCUAGUCUAAACUGAAUGAUGCUCUGAAUCCAAGCUUGAGGCAGAUCUUACCGUUUUUCUUGAUGCUUGCAAAAAGCAGACAUGAUGACGCUGGAUAGGAGCAGGUAAAACGUCUGAUAGUCUUUCUGUAGCAAGUCGAGCUGCUAUUUAAAGCCUGAACCUAUCCUCCCUCGUGACAUCCAGUUUGCAUGAAUCAGGGAUCAUCACUGUGGUCCACCGCUGUGCCACCACUUUGUUCUUCGAACACCAUUAGAAGCGCCACCGCUAAAGGAUUGUUGAACCUGAGAGGGACCAGUCCGUGCAGUAGCAGAUUUAAUUUUUCCAUAAUCGUCUUUACAAAAAAAUAUAUUAUUGUUGCUUAUGUUUAAAAUGUGACUCCUGUUUUGUUUUGUUUUUCUGUGCUUUGUCUUUACUUAUUUUUAUUUUCCAUUUUAGGAAAGUUGGUUUAAUAUCGAAGCCCCGUGUUGGGUCCAAACUUUUCAGUAUGAUCGGGUGGGGAAUUGGGUUGACGAGUCAAAACGUAGCCCUUUUUUUAAAAAUAAUAUUGUGGUUUUAAAGGUUCAGUGUGUAGGAUUUAGUGGUAUUUUCUGUCAGAAAU